Acromyrmex echinatior (Panamanian leafcutter ant) is the source of this 3007-nucleotide messenger RNA. RefSeq lists its product as uncharacterized. The record is from RefSeq and is a predicted model, not a curated record. NCBI's taxonomy places the organism in Eukaryota, Metazoa, Arthropoda, Insecta, Hymenoptera, Formicidae.
GUUACAUACAUCAUUGUAAUCACCAUCUUAAUUAACAAUAUUUCUUGACAGAUAUCACGGCAAAAGGCUGAGAAACCAGAUGAAUUUUAUAUCACAAAAAACGAUGAACAAACACCAAAGUUAGAUACAUGUAUCACGCAAAGAACUGAAAAGCUUGAAAAUAAAUUACGGGAAACAAGCAAAAGCGUGAACGAUUAUGUACCAGCGUGUCGCGAUGUAGAUCAUUUAUUAAAUGUAACAAAAUCGGCGAACAAGAUGACUGAUUAUCCUAUUGGUGAACAAUCCAUUUUAGAAACGAGACACUGUCCAACCUUGCAGUAUGCGACUAACGAGCGAUAUGACGUUGGAAGUAGAUUUCCUCAAGAACAAAAUCAAGAGACUAAUAGGCCACUGUUUUUAAUGGUUAAUGAGAAAAGGAUACACGCGCUACCUAUCAAUCCUGUUAACACAGAAACUGCGUCCUCGUCCGCGCAGUCACUGCAGUGUUACAGCAUUCAAAUUCCUAUAGUCGCAUAUCGCGAUACACCUUUACAAAUAUCGAGUAUGCUUACGCAAAUGGAAAAGAAUGUUAACAUGCCGUCCGUGUGUCAAAAUGACAGUGUGAAAGGUCAAGAAAUUGUCGGGAAUGUCUGUACAGAAUCGAUGAAGAGUAUCAGUUCAGUGCAUAACUUCAGGGAGUCUAAGAAUGAAAAAUAUCCACUUGAUAAUGUUGGGCGUUAUAACGCAAAGAUCAACGAUGAUAUCUCGAAGAACAAAAGUAUUUCCAAGAAUUGUGAAAGACACUACACUUCCGAAAUAGGCGCGAAGGAAAACGUCGCAUCGUUAAAUCAAGAUAUUACAAAGGAUAUCAAGCUCGAUAAUGAUCGUUGUGGAAACUUUGAUGAGUUAGAAUUAAAUAAUGCGGUUGACAUCAACAAUAAAAAUUUAAGUUAUUCAAAUUUAAAUAUCGCUGCAAGAUUGAAAAAUUUCGUCGAUCAAAGCUACGUGAUAGAUUCUUGUAUCGCGAAUGGAAAAAAGAACGAGAAAGAAAUGUCGAAAUUGAGCGAAAGAAAUAUGGCGAAAGCGCGGAUUUAUUCGUGUAUCGACACGGGGACACAAAAGCUGGCGUAUCACGUAAAGGAUGAUCGAGACAAUGCAGUUAAACCUUGGACAAAUGUAAUAAAUGACAAAGUACUAGAUAAAAAUUUAACCUUUAGUCAAGUUGACGAUAAGGAGGAAUAUAGCAAAAGUAAUAAGAAAAAGGAAAAUAAGAAGGAAAAUAAGAACGAAGAGGGAGAGCUGCGCAUUAACGUAAAACGUAAAGCAACACCGAUGAAUCUGUCAAAAAAGGCAAAGUCAUUCUUACGGAAGAAAUCCCGUUUCGCGAUUACAAAUUCCGACUGUACUCUGAUACUGCCUGGUUAUCGUGGCAUUAAAGGUAAACGAUAUAAAAAGAGCUGCGGUCGCUCCAAAAUAAGUCAAUCGUUACACGGAAGAAACGGAAUAAAUAGUAUGAAUUCUAUAUUAGUAAAGCACAAUGCGUCGAAACAAGAUCGAAUAAAUUCUCGUUCAUUGACGAAUCUACGAACGAGAAAUUUAUUUGAGAAGCCAUCAUCCAUUCCCCUGGAGACUCAAGAGCUGUUGAACAAAAGUUAUUGGGAGUAUUACUGGAAACUCCGGUGUAAAAUCAAGUCAGAUAACGCAAAAGAAAAAGACAAAUGUUUAAACGAGCAUCUACCUGAAUCUCAGACUUUACGACAAUGUUCUGUCCUCUCCUGCAUGAUCAAUACAGCGCUUCGAGAUUCAACUCGGGCGACUGGUGAUGAAAGAGCGUCUUCAAAUCCGAACAUGACAUCUGUUGCACAAGAAAGCGUUUCUGCAUUGCCCUCCAUGUUGGUGAAGAAGAUUCAACGAAAAAGAAUGAAGCGAGCGAGCAAACGAUUGCUCGGACUUCGAGCCAUAGGUACAAUAGAUAUGUUUCUUUCUCUCGCUCGCUCGCUCAACAAAGCUAUAUUUUUUUCGAUUAACUUAAUUCUUAAGCCCAUCUCUAUCAAUGUAGAUAAACAUUAAUCUCUAACUUAUCUUCUUCUAAUUGUAAGUAUUAGAAAAAGAUAGAGAAUAUAAUAAAUUAAAUUAGGAUUAAACUGCAUUAAUAGAAAGGGACAUUAAUUGUAAACAAUUUGAUCUUUAUUCUUCAAUUUAACGUUUAUAAUUCUAUUAGCACUGCUGUGUAUCGCGAUGUAUGUCGCGGUGAUAUUUUUGCCUAUGAUGUACGACUAUUUCUUCGACGAGGAAUACGACGAUGAGAACACGAAUUAUAUCGAACUAAUAUUCCAAUACAUCAUAUCGUCGUUUGGAGAAGCUCUCGAUGAAGUUAUCGAUGUCUUGAAUACGAUUUUUUUACGGCCAGUAAGAUUUGAUCGAAAACGGUAAUCUUCGCAACUCUUUCAAAUUCGUGAUAGUUCCGUUGCAAUGGUCAUAUCUGUACAAAUCCAUAUUAAGCGUUCUAUAAUCUGUGUCAUUUUCAGCAUUUGUAAUGUGAGAAAUGUUAAGUUAUUCGAAUCCACGUGUCUCUAACUUGUUUUGUCACUCAUCCUUGGCUGAUCGUUUAUACACAUUUUAUUACAUAGCGUACGACAUCCGACGUAUGACGUCCGAUAUCCAAUAGAAGAAUUUGUUUCCUGAAGAUAAAAAUAUCGCUAACUAGAACCGAAUUCUCUUGUUAGAUAUCGUAUUGUCGAAUAUCAUAUGCUGUGUGAAUCUUACAUUAUUGUUUACAACGUUUUCGUAAGUUGUGUGUAUCUAUAUCUUUAUGCAGAACGAUAUUUCUUACAAAUAUAUAUAUUGUAUACAUACACGAAUUUAUAUAUAAUAUACAUAUCAUUGUGUAAAUUGCUAUUACAUCCAUAGGUUUGAUUAUAUAUAAUAUAAUGCGAAAUGAAAACAGAAACAACCCUACUGAAAAAAAUCAUGUCACAAUAUUACAUGAUGGAAUCAUGUAAUUAAAACAUGUAAAACACGUAACGGA